GCUGAUAAUUCUGCAUAUAGAAAGCAAAGGUCAAAGUAAGGCAGUUGGAUAGAAGGGAGGGGGUAAUGAUUUAAGGGAAGACAGAUCAGAAAUCUCGUGAUGGAAUUUUCAUUUUCUUCUUAAUUUUAGAAAGAAGGGAAAAAUCAAAUUUGGGUUUUAAUUUUUAAUCUUUAAAAAUCUGCAGUGAAGUUGCAGCUUCAUCUCUUCUUAUUCCUCGUGAACUUUGUUUCGUUGUCGCCAUUGUUGUUGCUUUGAGACCUAGACGAAAGAAGCAGAAAACCCAGGCAAGAUUGGGAUUGCGUCGUUUUGAGAGUGAUGAUGGGUCGUUUUGGGAGGAAAAAUGGUGCAGUGAGGCAAUACGUAAAAUCAAAGGAGCCUCGUUUGAGAUGGACACCUCAGCUUCAUCACUGUUUUGUUCACGCCAUUGAAAGGCUUGGCGGUCAACACAAAGCUACGCCAAAACUUGUUCUUCAGUUGAUGAAUGUGAAAGGACUUUCCAUUUCACAUGUCAAGAGCCAUCUUCAGAUGUAUCGAGGCAUGAGAAGUGAUUGUUGCAGACAAGAUAAGAAUCAAAGAAGACAAUCUCAUGAUGAUCAAGUAAACCACUUGGGUUUUCACUCGUCUUUAAAACCCAUUGAAGAAUCGGAUUCUCGUUUGAUCCACAGUCAUCCGUUUCCUUCUGGAAGACAUGGAAUAUACGAGACCAAUGAUUAUAGGGAAAGCAAGCAGGUGGUGCAUCAGGGGAUAAAAGAAAGCGCAUGGGAUCAAACAGUCAACGAACCUCAUUCUUUGUGUCAAACCACACCUUUCUCUCUGCCACAUGAUCUUUACAGUCUCACAUAUUCAAUGGAACAAUCUGAUUUCCUUAAGGUAGCCGAGGCAGAAGUAGAAGAUGAGAAACAUGCAUAUGAGCAACACGGUCAGCACGUAGAACAUAACACAACGGCACACGUAGAACACGAUGGUCGCGGCGGCGGCUGCUGCGAUUUAUCGUUGUCACUAUCGUUGCAAAACCGUAAUGUUCCAUCUUCCAUGAGUGGAAUCAGCAGCAGCGAGGCAUUCUCUUCGUACUUUAGGUCAAAUUAUAGAGACGGCUCGGGCCGUUCUUCUUCGACGAUCACGCAACGUAGUAGUAUAAACUUAGAUCUGUCCGUUGCUCUUUGCGGCAGCUAAUGUUUUAGUUUACAGAAAUCCCACCUCCUUCCCAGGAUCUGGUAAAUUAUUAGCUUUUUUAAUGCAUGUC
Molecule: messenger RNA, 1243 nt
Organism: Hibiscus syriacus
Lineage: Eukaryota; Viridiplantae; Streptophyta; Magnoliopsida; Malvales; Malvaceae
Product: myb family transcription factor MOF1-like
Exons: 6
Coding region: 316-1173 (285 amino acids)
Molecular function (GO): DNA-binding transcription factor activity; DNA binding
Source: RefSeq, a predicted model, not a curated record